AUGGUUGUCAAUACACCCGUUUCUUCAGCACAGGGACUGAAACGGUCCUUGUCAUCUAUGCAAGAUGGAUGUGCUGGCUGGGAGAGCGCUUCUCCCAUGGGAGCUCCCUUACGCCCCCCCUUCAGCCUUCCUUUCGCUCACUAUGCAUUGAUCUACUAUGAUAACAUGGGUAAGAUCAAGGUCUCCGAGUCGCCGUCCAUCCAGGAGCAGCACUGCUCUGUGUUUACGCCCGAUGUCCGUGAAAAGUUCCUUGAGAUAAUCGGCCCCAAGAUAGGAUACAACAAGCCACUGAUACGUCGUCCCUCAGCGGCUCAAUACCAUCAUCCUCAUGAUACAACGGCAUACCACCGUCACGGCAAACGCCGCAAGGCCUCCGCUCAGGACCCUAACCUUGGAAUGUCUUUUACCGAACACUUUCCCGAGCCUAUCCCGCAGAUCCCUUCACCCACCACCAACAACAUGGUAGCUCUGGCAAUCGGCCACACCGAAAAAGUCCUAGAGUACUACGAAACGGCCCUUAAGCACUUCCAACAAAUAAACUGUCGUCUCAUUGCAAAGGCGUUCAUCAAAUUCAUUGAACCUCGCAAGCAAGUGAAGCACCCAUACAACGGCGGCAGACCGAGAGCAGGCGCACCACCGGGCGAGAAAGGCGACCCAGAAAAGACCAAACCUGAGUGGUGGCCCGCUGGAGUUCAGCACAAGGAGCCCGACCACCUGAAAAAAGACCAACGACUCCGUCUCUUGAUCCACAUCCUGCGCAAGCUGGGCAGGUUCAACAUCACUUCAGAAAAGCUGCAGGAAGUCGCACAAGACUCCAAAAGACAGCUUCGCCCUGAAGAAAGCAUGGAGGAGAAGAUGGAGAUCCUCAACGAGAUUUUCAAGGUCAGGCGACUAGAAGAGCGAUUCGAACAGGGAGAAGUUGACGCGGAUACCAUGGUAUACAUUCGCAACCGUGAUGCACCGACCAAGGACAUUAAGGAUAAUGAGUCCGUGGUGAGCGACACAGAACAGAAGAUUGAGCCUGAGGACUUCGAGGACGAGGAGGAUCCAUUAAGCUCUGCGUCCUACUCAGAACAUUUGCCUUCAUUCCCUGCGGUCGACCCUCUAGCCUUGCAGACACGAUCUUUCAGUAUGAGCAACGACCGAAGCCAAACGUUCCCGAUGAAUGACAGUUUAAACUCCGGCGACCCAUCAAGACAAACCCGCCCGUACUUUACGACAUCCGCCGAGUACGCCGAUGACUACCAAUCACAUUCUAUGCUGAGAACUGCAGCGCCUAGCCUGGUCAGCCCGAACGAGCCUGCUAGCACAUUCGAUUAUCUAUCCCAGACACCGUUCACUGCUCCCGCUCCGGUAGAGCACUCUCGCACUCUGACGAUGCCAAUGCAGCAGGCCAAUCACUUCGAUGCUUGGAACUCACCAUUCCGGCCUAGUCUCUACAAUCCGAUGGAAUACGCACCCUCUCAGACGCUUACCCAGAACCCAAUACACUACCCGCUGGCGAUGAACUCUUCUCCCACCCACGGCCUGCCUCAAGACUUGGGCCGUGAGAGGCAUAUGGACCUUUUAGGAGGGAGGUCGUCACUCACCAAGUCCUUCUAA
Molecule: messenger RNA, 1602 nt
Organism: Aspergillus puulaauensis
Lineage: Eukaryota; Fungi; Ascomycota; Eurotiomycetes; Eurotiales; Aspergillaceae
Exons: 5
Coding region: 1-1602 (533 amino acids)
Source: RefSeq, a predicted model, not a curated record